Pochonia chlamydosporia 170 is the source of this 720-nucleotide messenger RNA. RefSeq lists its product as hypothetical. The record is from RefSeq and is a predicted model, not a curated record. Bases 1 to 720 code for a protein of 239 amino acids. Lineage: Eukaryota; Fungi; Ascomycota; Sordariomycetes; Hypocreales; Clavicipitaceae. The transcript is spliced from 2 exons.
AUGACAAGUCCAGCAGUAAGUAGUAACAUACCAGCCGACUUGUCCCGAAUCCGGGACAAUCAGAGGAAGUCUCGGGCUCGCAGGAAAGAGUACUUUCAGGAACUGGAGCAACGACUGCGAGUCUACGAGCUCCAAGGUAUCGAAGCCUCUGCAGAAGUUCAAAAGUCCGCCAGAAAAGUCUUUGACAAGAACAAGCAACUGAGAGAACUCCUCAACAAACAUGGAGUCACUGAUGCAUACAUUUUGCAAUAUCUACAACGUCCCACAGUCAGCACUCCCGAGUCUAGCCUAGACCAAAUGAUGCAGGCAGGAGCCGGAGAAGUGGCCACACAGUUGCAGCAGCAGCUAAUGUUACCUAAACAAGCGGCGUAUCUUGAGAAAAGCAUUCUAUUUGAAGGACCCAGACAAUCAAACCACUCGAUAUCAGUUAUCUCUACAACGCACUCGCCAGGCUGGGAGCCAUCACAGUCGACCAUGGCCUAUAGCCACCACGCGCAACAACUUGGCGUAUGCCCACCAGAACGUCACCAUUACUCUCCAUCGGUCUUUCUUACGCAGCCAGCCCCCACCCAAUUGAAUCCGUUCCAAAGUUCUUGUCCAGGACACAUGACGAGCGACUCUUCGCAUGGCUUAGCAAAAAGCGAGCCAAUGCCCGGGGAUAGUCGUCCAGCGGUGAAUAACAAGUCUCCAAUGGACCCGUGUAAGGAUCUUGGGAACUAG